CCGUCGUGACGUCAUUAAAGAAUCAAACAAUAAACGAAACCUACAGAACCGAAAAGGAAAUCUUCCUGGCUGGUAACUCCUUACGAACGAGCUUCCGAUCUCUACGGGAUAUUUACAACAUCCCCCAUUAGCCACAUAUCUGAAUCAGGAUGUCAGUGCAGUUCUCCGGCUGGGAGGUGAUUGACGAUGGUGCUUCUUUUCCUGGUUUGGAGCUGAACUCGUCCCAGAAACCCAGAAGCAGGGGCGUCUACACCAUGUACCACGGGACCAGCAUCAAAAGCGCACGAGUCAUCAUUGCCAAUGGUUUUAAACAGUCUUCAGAUGGCAUGCUGGGAAUGGGCGUGUAUGUCAGUCGUAAUAUAAAGAAGGCAUCGGGUUAUCCUUUGCUAUGUAGUCCUACAGACCGUGUUGUCCUUCAGUUACAUGUGCGCGUGGGCCGUGUCAAGCGCAUUGACAAGGACAACCAUCCCAUGCAGAAAACAUGGCACUCACAUGGCUACGACACUGCUUGGGUGCCCCCUAAUAUUGGCCUCCUAGCAGUGCGCAGUGGCCUGGAGGAGGACUGUGUGUUUGAUCCCAAAAGAGUGAAACUGGUCGGCAUCGCAAAGGCACCAAAUGAUUCCAUACAGAAAGAACUUAAAGGGCUGAUCAAAUCAUCUGGAAGAGGGGGUGCUGGUGCUGCAGAGGUGUGUUCACUGUGUAAGAGAAAGACCCAGCAGGGCGCUCCACACAUCAAGCAGAAGUGCUGGGAGUGUGGGAAAAACAUCUGCAUUCUCAUGUCCAAGCAUCUUUGUCCAGCCAAACCCUGACGGGGUGAGGGAAGGGGGGAUUGAUGAUUAGAUUUGACUCUCAUAUUGACUUAUAGUGACAUGUUUAAAUAUGUACUGCUCAAUGUGUUUUGGGGAUCUUUUGUAAGUUAUCUAUAACAUCUCAAUCCUGAAUUGACUGUCAUUUAAAGUAAACUGUAGCUUUUUCUUUUUAUAGUUCUACGUAUUAUAUAUUGUAUUGAUUACGCUCUCUUAAUAGUAUACAAUUUGUAUGACAUGCAAAGGACACAUAACACAUUACAAGGAAAAAAUAUUUUUUCUCUCCAACAUUUGACAUUCAUUUUUUUGUGAUAUAUUUUUAUGUAAAACAUGGGACUGAAAUAAUUUGCGAAAACUCAAGCCAAUAAAUGUCAUUGUAAUCUAAUCAAACCCA
Messenger RNA from Notothenia coriiceps (black rockcod), 1200 nucleotides. RefSeq lists its product as uncharacterized. The coding region runs from base 150 to 809 and encodes 219 amino acids. The record is from RefSeq and is a predicted model, not a curated record. Gene Ontology annotation, cellular component: cytoplasm. NCBI's taxonomy places the organism in Eukaryota, Metazoa, Chordata, Actinopteri, Perciformes, Nototheniidae. The transcript is spliced from 2 exons.